AUGGCCGACAAACAGAAAGACCCCCUCCUCCGCCUGACCGGCCUCAAAUCCCCACAGCUCCCCUCCGCGACCGCCUCGCCCGAGGAGCUAACCCCUUUCAUAACAUCCCUCCUGGAGGAGGCAGUCCCCUUCAUCGACACAGCAGCGCCCAGGGCCGCGGACUUCACGGACCCCGCGGUGCCGGCCCCGCCCGCAUCCAACACCCUCUGGAAGCCCAAGGGCACCAAGAGCCACCCGGACUCGACGGCCAAGAUCGAGCUCAGCGAGCGGGCCGUCAAUGUCGGCGAGGGGCAGCAGGAGACGUGGGCGUGCCGGCGCAGCGUGCACGCGGACGCGGCGUCCAAGGGCACGGCGAGCUGGGCCGAGUUCGCGGACUGCAUCCGCGACCGGCACGCCGAGACCGAGGACGCGUUCACGCCGACGGUGCUGGCGCACCGCGAGGCCGUCUCGUGGGGGUCCGCCGCCGCCGCCCCGCACGUCUGGGCCGGCGGCAUCGCUUGGGGCAGGUUCAGCCUUAGCUUGGUGGAGAUGAAGCACAAGAUCCCGCCGCCGCUGAAGCCGAGGGUGUUCCCCGUGCUGCAGCUCGUCGCGUCGGCGGUGCCCGGUGGUGGCGGGGACGGCGGGGCGGCCGUGGGGGCGGAGAGGGACGAGUUUGUGGUCGUCUCCGUGACGGUGUCUGACCUCGCGACGGGCCAGCUGAAGGACAAGGCCGCGCUGUCGGUGGAGAAGGGCGUCGUCGUCGGCGCGUACGUCAGCGUGGAGAGGGUGAGGAGGUUGCCCGGUCAGGGGGAGGACAAGGGCAAGAUCGAGUGGAUCAUGGCCACCGCGAGCGACGCCAAGGGCGUGCUGCCGAUGUUCCUGCAGACCAAGGCGGUGCCCGGCCAGAUUGCGAAGGAUGUGGGCAUGUUCCUGGGCUGGGUCGACAAGGAGAGGGCGAAGAAGGGCUAG
Molecule: messenger RNA, 948 nt
Organism: Diaporthe citri
Lineage: Eukaryota; Fungi; Ascomycota; Sordariomycetes; Diaporthales; Diaporthaceae
Exons: 1
Coding region: 1-948 (315 amino acids)
Source: RefSeq, a predicted model, not a curated record